AUUUCAGGGUCGGAAUUUCUUUUCCAGGAAGGAUAAUAUGGCUUUUAUUUUGCUUAGGUUUCAUUUUUUCUCAGGCUUUGCUGGAGCGCAGGAGGGUCAAGCAAUGACCAACGUCCACACACUGACCGACACCAGAUCUGGACUCACUUCCACAGGGGUGAAAGGAGUAGUAAAGGACCUGGGUAAGGUGCGGGGAGAAGCCAGUGCCCUCAAUCAAAACGGAAAUGUAGCCAGUUCCUUUUACUCUGGCGACGUGGCUGCAGAGGGAGGCAUGUACGCUGACACACAGUCUGUAGCAGGUGACGACGGUGGCGCUGCUCGCACUGGAAUACAAGGUUACAUGGGAGGAGAUGGAUCCAUCGUGGGGACGGUGGGUUCUGCAAGCGAGGGCAAGCAGUACUUGGAAAACAUGUAAUGAGGAGCGACUCCUCGUCCGUCUUCUGAACAGCGAAGUGUCUGAAGACUCAAAAAAUAAUGGAAGAAGUGAACAUCACAAAUGAUGUCAAUUCGGCAAUUCCCAGAAACUAGUUUAUGACUACAAUUUGUUACAAUUAAUUGGCGGAGAGUGUAGAGGUCGCUUCAGUCUUGAUAGUUGUCAUUCUUCAAGUGUUUCAGGUCUUUCCAAUUUCACUUUCCUCAUAUCAAUGUCAAAAACCAUUCACAGUAGUGUUAUUUAUGUAAAGCGUAUUUUAAGUGUCCUGAAAAUGUGAGAUUUCGCUUAUAAGGAAAACUUUAUCAUCAAGGAAGAAAACACACACGUCAGGUCUUUACCUGAACAACGUUUCGCUCUGUGUAGUUUUUUUUUAAGUCAUUAUGUGAUAAAUCUCCUCACAGAGCGAAACAUUUUCCCCAAAAUGUGUUAUUUCUUGACUACUGUUGACAGUGAGCCACUUGGAUCCGACACGAAGGAAGAAAGUUACACUCGUGUAUCUACAUCCUCUUCCCGGGAUCUACCACUAUUUAUUGUUUCAGAUUAACAGUGUUUUGAAUAAAAAAUUAGUGUUGUGA
This is a messenger RNA of Cherax quadricarinatus, 1008 nucleotides long. NCBI's taxonomy places the organism in Eukaryota, Metazoa, Arthropoda, Malacostraca, Decapoda, Parastacidae. The record is from RefSeq and is a predicted model, not a curated record.